Messenger RNA from Gymnodraco acuticeps, 2735 nucleotides. RefSeq names its product arylsulfatase G (gene arsg). Lineage: Eukaryota; Metazoa; Chordata; Actinopteri; Perciformes; Bathydraconidae. The record is from RefSeq and is a predicted model, not a curated record. The transcript has 11 exons. Gene Ontology annotation, molecular function: arylsulfatase activity. The coding region runs from base 196 to 1824 and encodes 542 amino acids.
UGCUACUCACUCUGACAGCAAACGCAAGGCAUCACAUUAGGUUGGUGUAUGUAUUCAAUCACUGUGCUUUCUCUGUGAGUGUCACGUAGCUGAGAGACAGGGUUGUUGCUCUUCGUGACUUCACGGUUGAUGUUUCGAGUUGUUGGGCCUCGGCACUGAUGUACGUCUCCAGAUAGCAACAGAGUUUGACCCAAAAUGGCGGUGGGUUUCACUCUGUUCCUUCUGUCUGGGAUGCUGAUGUGUGGGCUGCUGCUCCACAAAGUGACCCAGCAUGGAGGCAGUAAGAAGCCCAACUUCAUCGUCAUACUGGCAGAUGAUAUAGGCUGGGGGGACCUGGAUGCUAACCAGCCGGAUGAGAAGAGAAACAACACGCCUCACCUCAACCUGAUGGCCGAGCAAGGACAGAGAUUGACAGAUUUCCAUUCUCCGGCCUCCACCUGCUCUCCGUCCCGUGCUGCCAUCCUGACCGGACGCUACGGCCUGAGAAACGGAGUGACUCAUAAUUUCGCUGUGAGCUCAUUGGCCGGCCUGCCUCUCUCUGAAGUCACUCUGCCACAGCUCCUACAGAAAGAGGGAUACUACACCGCCAUGAUCGGGAAGUGGCAUCUCGGCCACAAUGGACCAUACGCUCCAACUAACAGAGGUUUUGACUACUACCUGGGCAUUCCCUACAGUAAUGACAUGGGCUGUACUGACAUACCUGGAUAUAAUCUGCCUCAGUGUCCUCCCUGUGAGUCUCCUGAACCUCACGUCACCAGACUGAAGAGGAGUGCACGUGGAGGCUGUUACUCCAAAGUGGGCCUUCCUCUGAUUGAAAACAGCAGCAUUGUGCAGCAGCCACUGGACCUGUGGACUUUAACAGAGCAAUACAAAUCUGCUGCUACCAGGAUUAUACGCAGUGCAAGGGAGCGAGGGCAGCCCUACCUCCUCUACCUAGCGUUGGCUCACAUGCACGUGCCCCUCGCCCCCCCUCUCCACUCAGAUGAGGGCAGAGUUUACGCUGCCAGCCUGCAGGAGAUGGACCGCCUGGUGGGGGCGGUGAAGAGCGCCUCCGACCACACGGACAGAGACAACACACUCAUCUGGUUCACUGGUGACAACGGUCCAUGGGAACAGAAGUGCCAGUAUGCAGGAAGUGUUGGACCCUUUAUGGGAAAAUGGCAGACCAGCAGAGGUGGAGGCUCGGCUAAGCGGACCACCUGGGAGGGGGGUCACAGAGUGCCGACUGUGGCCUAUUGGCCCGGAAGGAUCCCUGCAAAUACCAGCAGCUCCGCCCUGCUCAGCGGUAUGGAUGUCUUCCCCACCCUUCUGUCCCUGGCAGGAGUCACUCCCCCCUCAGACCGACGUUACGACGGCAUCGACGCCACUGAUGUCCUGCUGCACGGGGAACAGACUGGUCAUGAGUUUCUCUUCCACCCUAACAGUGGAGCAGCGGGGGAGUUUGGUGACCUGCAGACUGUUCGAUCAGGGAAGCACAAAGCUUUCUACAUCACAGGUGCAGCUGAGGCGUGUGGGGGGGCCACAGGACGAGAGCAGCUCCACGACCCGCCCCUGAUAUUUGAUCUUGAGGUUGACGGGUCUGAGGAAACGCCUCUGGAUACAGAAACACUGGAGUACCAGGCGGUGGCGCAGAGGAUGGCCCGCAGGAGGGAGGAGCUUCUGUGGGACAUCGCCAACGACAAGUCAGUGUCCGCAGCCGACUACAGCACCGACGCAUCAGCAGCACCCUGCUGUGACCCUGAACACACCGUCUGCCGCUGUGACCCUGAACACACCGCCUGCCACUGUGACCCUGAACACACCGUCUGCCACACACUCAGCUGAGGGGGGAGAGUUUUAUCUGACACAGGAUUUAAAUCUUAAAGAGGCCCUAGUUAGCUUUUUUGGGGUUUUCCCUUUCCUGUAGUGUGUUAUAUAGGUUUGUGUGCAUGUUAACGGUCUGCAAAGUCUGAAAUAAGUCCAUCAAGAGGGAGUUUCUCUCCCACACACUUCCCCCCCACCUGAAAACGCCUCCAUUGGACUCAUUUGUUUAUUUCCAGGACAUGCUGACGUCACUAUGUAACACUGUGCUUCUAUUGGCUAGUGCUCCAACACAUCGUACAUGAUAGGCUAAGGGGCGGGACAUCUCAAAGCAGUUGACUUAUCAAAACAGCGCCAGCCAGCGAACCAAUCAGAGCAAACUGGGCUCUGGUUUCAGACGGAGGGUGAAAAGAGGAGCUGCAUGCACAGGCAGGAUGAGAAAAAUAAAGAGCUUUUUGAACAUGUCACAGUAGAGACACUAAAUACAAAUAUGAACCUGCAUUUUAGCCUUUGCAGACCAUUUACAUGCACAAAAACCUAUAUCACAACAGGAAAGGGGAAACUCAAAAAAGCAUAAUAGUUGAGUUUGGGGAAACCACUCACCACACAAUAGGCUUAAAGAGAAGCACACAGACAUGUGAUCAGCUGUUUGUUUGCAGAAGUGUUUUUUUAGGAGGUUCGAUGUCCACAUGCAAGAGGACAUGUUCAAACAAGCAGAGCAAAGAUCAGGCCGUUUCUCAAUGUCGAGUAAACCUAAGUAUAGGUCAAGUAUACUACGUCAUCGAGUGGUGCCGAAGGACUGUUUAAAUGCAUGUUAAAUGCCCAGCAUUCGGCGCCACUCGAUGACGUAGUAUACUUGAAAUAGUGGCUCUGCAGCAGGUGUACUCGACAUUGAGAAACGGCCACAGUUUAUCAUGCGGUCAAUAACUUGGGAA